GCGAUUGUCGCUGCGCGAGGUCCUCAGACGCUCGCGGACAGCGAGGGGCCGCCCACUGCCUUCGAGUCCCGCAUGGAGGCUGUGAGCGAGGAGGGGGCGGGCCUGCCGCCCAGGUCCGCGACGGCGCCGUCUUCGCCAGUCGUGGCCGCCGUGCCGAGGCACGCCGAGCUCGCGGCUACCAUGGUCGAUGACGAGCUAUCGACGGUGCCAGGCUCUCCGCAGCCGCACUCUCCCGCUGGGCCCCGCCCGCUGGUUGCCGACUCGGGGCAGGCGUCGGACGUGCUGGAUUUGAGGUCGGAUCGCCCACUUCCGACGAGGACGGCCAGCUGCCCGCCUGGUCGCCUGGGAGAUGCCCUGCGGGAUGUGGAGCAGCUGGCACAGCAGCAGCCAUCCCCUCGCGUUAUCCGUGGCUUGACCGCUGCAGUCGGCGAGGUUGCAGCAACGCUCCCAGCGGCGAUCGACGCCUUCCGCGCAGCCGCGGCGCUUGGCGCCGCUGAGGGGCCCGCGACAGGUUCGGCGCCCGCUGCGGUUCAGGCGCCCGCAGCGGCACUAGCGCCCGACGCGGCGCCAACGCCGUCCGUCGCGGCUCCGCCGGCGCCCGCCACGGCACCGACGCCAGCCGCCGCGGCGCCGACGCCAGCCGCCGCGGCGCCGACGCCAGCCGCCGCGGCGGCGGCAGCCGCUUCGCCUCCGCCCGCGGCGUCUGCCGCGCCCGCGCCGGCGCAGGUGGAGCUGCUGGGGGCCGCCUGCCCGGCCGCCCAGGCAUCGGUCGACGCCGCCUCAGCGCUGGACGAGCCCAUGGCGCAGCAGUGCCCGCCAGGUCGUUCGCCGGAGGACGUCAGAGACGUGGCCGACGAGUUGGAGGACGCCUUGAGUGACCUCUUGGACGACUGGGAGCCGCCCGCAGAGGUGCCAGCUGAUGGCGCAGCAGACCGACAGGCCCACCUCAGUGUUGUACUUGCGCCAGUCAGUGAACCAGCCGACUCGGUGCUCGUCACCGCCGAGCCCGCGGCGCAGGACCUCGCAGACGACGACUUCUUGGACUUGGGCACCAUCGCCGCGGCCUUCGCGAACAUUGGGGUGUCACCAGGCGCUCAGCUGGGCGGCCCCGAGCCCGAGUUUGACCCCGCGCUGGCGCUGCGCUUUGCGAUGACUGGCAUGAUGUCGAAGCUGCCCCACCUUGACAAGAUGCGCCUGCACCAGGGCCUCAAGCGCAUUGCUCGCGGUGGGCCAUUGCGCGUUGGUACUGGGUUCAGCGGCAGUAACGUGAUCCAGGUGGUGACUGAUGAGCUGACCGACGUUUGGAAGUCGCUCCACGCCGACGGAACCACGUUGCCCUUUGAAUAUGUGUUUCAUUGCGACAACGCCGAGUUCCCCAGGACUUUCAUAUUGGCAGAAUGGAAGCCCAUUCAUAUGUUCGAGGACAUGGAGCACAUGCGCGAGAGCAGCGCGCAGUGCAUCGUGGAAGAGUCGUUGUGCAGCAUCCCCGAUGCAGAUCUGGCAGUGUUCGGCUUCAUUUGCAAGGACAAGUCACCGCUGAAUAAGAACCGCGCCAAGUUCAAGGGUACCUGCCAGCGAGGAGACGGCCUCACUGGAACGACGUGGGUCCACGUGGAGAACUACUUGCGCGCUCAUCGGGCCCCACUCGUACUCAUUGAGAACGUUAAGCAGCUGAUGGAGGUCCCAUCAGAUGGGAAGCUGUCGGACCUGCAGCACAUCUACAGUGCCUUGCGCGACCUCGGCUACGGCGUCAGCCACGCAGUGGUCGAGGCGCUAGACCACGGGGGCCUGACAAAACGGGAGCGCUUGUUUGUGUUUGCGUUUCAGUUCGAGGGGCGCGACAACCAGUCCAUUGCAGAUGCCGCGUCGGCCGCCAUCGCGUCAUUCGUGAUCAGGGCGCGCCUCGAGGAGCCAUCGAGGCAGUGCAGUGGGCUUCCACCUUGUGCUUUAGCUCCGACAGCGGCCAUGGUCUUGGGCCCCGUGGAUGAUAUUCCCAUCGCCACAGAUCUGCACCUGAUCAAGCAGCGGACUGAGAACCGCAAUUGGGAAGGUAGUAUCUUGGACGCUUACAUGGACAUGAACAUCGGCUAUCCGCCCGACCUGGAGAAGUACGGCACCGACUUCAUUGCAGCGACCACGUCCUUGAGCACGCGCCAGGUGGAGCUCUUGGCCUUCCUCGAGGAAACGGAGCCCUGGCACGACGCACCAGAGGAGUUCCAGUUCGUUGAUAUCAACCAGUCGCUCAGCUUUCUCACGGGGAAGGAUGGUCUCCGACGCGCGUACAGGCCGUACUGCCCAGUCUUGGCAUGCACCUCAGUGGUCUUCGCUCGUAUCCGCACCAAGGCUGGCGCGAAGACCUUCCGUCUGAUCACGAACUGCCAUCUCAUGCGGCUCAUCGGCUACGGCGACCCGUCGGAGGAGUGGCCCGACAACGAGAUUGCAAAGUUGGCUGGCAACGCGUUCAACGGCUAUGCGUUGACCGCGGUACUCACGUCCAUGUUCAUCGGGGUGGGCGCCUCCAGUUGA
Molecule: messenger RNA, 2526 nt
Organism: Prorocentrum cordatum
Lineage: Eukaryota; Dinophyceae; Prorocentrales; Prorocentraceae
Source: the annotation of a GenBank genome assembly